This is a messenger RNA of Salarias fasciatus (jewelled blenny), 816 nucleotides long. It is a transcript of the gene ndufab1b, whose product is annotated as NADH:ubiquinone oxidoreductase subunit AB1b. Gene Ontology annotation, biological process: fatty acid biosynthetic process. The transcript has 5 exons. Gene Ontology annotation, cellular component: mitochondrion; respiratory chain complex I. NCBI's taxonomy places the organism in Eukaryota, Metazoa, Chordata, Actinopteri, Blenniiformes, Blenniidae. The record is from RefSeq and is a predicted model, not a curated record. The coding region runs from base 30 to 500 and encodes 156 amino acids. Gene Ontology annotation, molecular function: acyl carrier activity; acyl binding.
GCGCGCGCAUCUUUGUCUCUCACUCCGUCAUGGCGGCUCGUGUCCUGCAGCAGUGCGUUCGCUCCUUCGCUCGGCCCUCGCUGAGGCUCUGCUCCGGUAACCUCGCCCUCAGAGCCGCUGCCGCUCCGGUGACAGCCCUCCACCGACCCCUGUCCUCUGUCGCAGACAGCCGGAGGACGCGGUGGCUGGACCAGAGCCGGAUCUCCUCAGUGAGUGUGUUGUGCCGGCACUAUGGAGACCUUCCUCCUCUCACCCUAGAAACCAUCAAAGACCGCGUCAUGUAUGUACUCAAGCUGUACGACAAGAUCAACCCAGAGAAGCUGCAGACAGGCUCCCACUUCAUGAAAGAUCUGGGACUGGACAGCUUGGACCAGGUGGAGAUCAUCAUGGCCAUGGAGGAUGAGUUUGGUUUUGAGAUUCCAGACGCAGAAGCAGAGAAGCUGAUGACUCCCGAGGAGAUUGUACAGUACAUCGCAGAUAAGAAGGACGUUUACGAAUAAUCUGCUCACGCAGAGGGUGACCCCCCCCCACCACCACGACCACACAGGACGUCCUUUCGAAGCAGACUGCAGCCAUACCAGAAUUCCCCUGCGCCAUCCCGUCAGCUCUCGUGUCCCGUGAGGCAUCGCCGGCGCCGCCCGCCGUGUCUUGUCUUUGACUGUAUUUAAAUGAACAUGUUUUUGGGAGUGUGGAGACAAAACGUCAAUAUUAAAACAAAGUUCUAUCACAGUUUGGAUUUGUUCUUGUCACGGCGCCAUCCUGUGGUUCAGAUGUAUGAUUUCUGUUGAAUAGAUCAAUAAAGACGCACACUGUACA